UUGAUUGGAAAAUGCAGAGAAAACUCUAAGAAAAGAGGAAAAUUGUGUGAACUACAAGCCAAAGUAAGCCAAGGAAAUGCGAAGAUGACAAAGGUGCCAAAAGUAGCCCUCACUUUAAAGCAGUUUAUGCUGCGGCAAGAAGUCUUGAAGCUAUACCGGGAAAUUUUUCGCACCAUUCGCCAAGUGCCGGACAAACACAGCCAGGCAGAACUGCGGGCCUGGGCACGGCACGACUUCCAGACGAACCGUUCCCAGAGCGACGAGGUGGCCAUCAAGAUGCUGAUGCAGCACGGGCGAAGGAGCCUGACUGAGCUGAAGACCAGCCUGCAGCUGAGCGGAGUGAAAGAGGAGGGAAAGUGAGGAAAAUGCCUGUUGACUUUAUUUUUGAGCUCGACAACAAUACGAAAAUAAAUACGAGGUAAAACUAA
Molecule: messenger RNA, 428 nt
Organism: Drosophila persimilis
Lineage: Eukaryota; Metazoa; Arthropoda; Insecta; Diptera; Drosophilidae
Product: LYR motif-containing protein 2
Exons: 2
Coding region: 85-360 (91 amino acids)
Cellular component (GO): mitochondrion
Source: RefSeq, a predicted model, not a curated record